Messenger RNA from Cynoglossus semilaevis (tongue sole), 6505 nucleotides. It is a transcript of the gene fam135b, whose product is annotated as family with sequence similarity 135 member B. Bases 136 to 4185 code for a protein of 1349 amino acids. The record is from RefSeq and is a predicted model, not a curated record. Gene Ontology annotation, biological process: lipid metabolic process. The transcript has 19 exons. NCBI's taxonomy places the organism in Eukaryota, Metazoa, Chordata, Actinopteri, Pleuronectiformes, Cynoglossidae.
UUGAAAGCAAAAAUACUGUAUAUACAAACCUUAUCUUUAUACUUUUCCUUUAUAUUUUCUGUCCCUGCAGUAUCAUGACAAAUAUUCCCCAAACAACUAAAUAUCCCAGACGGAGCAGAGAGAUAGCCUUUGGAAAUGUCAUCAUUAGCAUUUUCCCGUCUCGCAUGCCCGUCUCAUGUGGUACCGAUGUGUCUGAACUGGCGUAUUAACCUGUUGUCUCGUCUUUUGACAGGUAAUGUGUGGGAUUAUAUCAUGUCUGAAGUACAGGGAACGCUGGAGUUUUCUGUAGAGCUACACAAGUUUCACAAUGUGGAUCUCUUUCAAAGAGGGUUCUACCAGAUACGAGCAGGAUUGCAAGUCUCGCCCCGAGUUCCACACAGGUUGAUAACGACGACUCAAGAAAAUGCCGGCGACUGCAGCUUCAGCUCUGCGGGCGUUCGCGAUGGCACCGUGUUCAGCCGGAUAUUUCAGAUCCUUUACAGAAAUGAGGAGAUCGCGGUCAAUGAUUGUAUGAUGUUCAAAGUCCACCUGCUAUUGGACGGCGAGCGGGUGGAGGAAGCUUUGAGUGAAGUGGACUUUCAGUUGAAACUGGAUCUUCAUUUCACCGACAUUGAGCAACAGCUGGCAGAGAUCCUGACUGUCCCGCUGAUCAGCACUCGUACCCUCAGCCUGCACUUCCACCCGCACAAAGGCCUCCACCACCACGUCCCCGUCAUGUUCGACUAUUUCCACCUGUCCGUCAUCUCCGUGUCCAUACACGCCUCGUUGGUUGCCUUACAUCAGCCGUUAAUCAGCUUUGCACGGACAGGGAAGGGCUCCUGGCUGGGGAAGAGCUCCCCAGAGAGCACCAGUGAUCCGUCUGCCAUGUCUGUGGAGAACCUGGUGUUUGGAGCCGGCUACUGCAAACCUGUCAUCUCUGAGGGGAGCUUUUAUGUGCCCAGUGAAAACUGCCUGCAGAGAGUUCACACGUGGCACCGAAGGCUCUGUCGCCUCCUGUUGGCGGCUCACAGAGGGCUGCACACCUACUACACUGCACUGAUGAAGGAAAUCUCACAGCUGCAGCAGACUCCCUGUGACACAGAGGUGCGUCCAGUAGAAGAGACUCUAAAUCAGCUCAUGAUAGAACUACAGAUGCAGGAGGGCCAGGAGAAAGUAGCGGAGCAGAUCAGCCGGGACGUGAGCCAGCUCUGCUCCCAGCUGUCCGCUCUGUGGAGCCGAUUCCUGGACACCGCGGUGUUAAACCCCCACGUCCUCAGCUAUCUGGCCCAGGAGCACCACACGCUCAGGGUCAGGAGGUUCUCAGAGGCGUAUUUCUUCACCGAACAUCAAAAAGAGGCAGCUCUUACCUUUCAAGAGGAACUAAUCAACAGACACGGCCAAAUAGCCGCGGAGAUAAGAAGCUCAGACUACCUGACCAAAAUGCCUCCUUUACCCGUUGAGUGCCUGGACAUCGACGGCGACUGGAACAGCCUGCCUAUUAUUUUCGAGGACAGAUUUAUAGAGUCUCCACCUACAGACCUGGCUCCACACGAGCCAACGACCGAAGAGCAGAGCAACACAACUUCCAGAGAGGUUUCUAGAAGCAUCCCAGCAGCCGAUUCACCAGCGAUUCACGUGGAUCCCUUCGACGGGGACGACUGCAUCGAUCUGCCCACGUAUGUGUCCUUCGUAGCAGAGCAGAGUGACGGCCACACCAACAUCAGAAGGAUCCAGAGUCCGAUCCCUCCUGACGCAGACGCAGGGACUUUAAAAGGACCAGGUGACGUCGAUACCUGUGGAGGUGGAACGCUUCUGGUGCACGGCUCCAACCGCAGCUCACUCACGGCCUCUAACGACAGCAGCGACGAGUCUCCUGCUCACUACAGAACAAGGGCCGGUGCUGCAAACGCGCCACAUGUGGAAGACAGCGAAAACAAGGCGGAGGAGUCUGACAUCGCAAUGCCGUUGAAUUAUUCCAUUGAUGGGGACAGUGAGGACAUUCCACUCAUCAGCCUGUCCUCGUCCCAUGUCCACCACGUCUUAUCCGCCUCACCGGGUGAUCUGAAAAAAGAGUCUCUCUACCGCGGAGGCCUUUUGAGCUCUAAGAUCAUGAAGCGCUCGUCCUCCGUUAUCUCCGACUCAGGUAUCGAAAGUGAACCCAGCUCAGUGGCGUGGCCCGUGGAGGCCUCGCUGCGAGGCCGACCCCCGGUGGAUUGCUGCAGCGAGCGGGGGUUCUCACCGCAGAUUGUGGGUCGUCGCCCCAUCCACCGCAGCUCCCUGGAAGGCCUGCAGAUGGAGAGCAACGGCAGCCUUCCAAGCGCCGGCAUCCAGGCGUCACUCACCUCGAUCAGCUCUCUGCCCUACGAGGAGGACCAGCAUCAGAGGAAGAUCAGCAAACUGACCAAGUCUGUCUCGGCACCGCAGAUAAGCAGUCCAGAGGACAAUGAGGAGGACCAGGCGCUACUGGAACACACGGCAGAGAGUGUAGAAAAACACCAGGUGUCGCAGAAGAUCGGCUGCUCCAGUUUGACCAGCAAUUUAGAUUCUGACCACCCAGAAUCACCGGAGCUGGGAACAAGUUCAGCGUCAGAUUUUAGCUUUGUUGUUAGCUCUGAAACAUCAAACCAGGACAAAGGCAGACCCAUGAAAGUAUCAAGUGGUGUCCCUGAAGGGACGGGUUUGGACGAGUCAGCCAAAAACUCAGACCAUCGUCUGAUGGAAAGUGUUAUUGGCCGGAACGGGGAGAAUCUGAAUGAUCUGGCUCACAUCAGUGGGGUAAACGUCUCGCUAAUGAAUGUGCAUUUGAUCGAAUCAGAAGCGGGAUCGUGCCGGUGUGAAAACAAACCGUGUGGACACGAAUCGAAGAGCACCGAGAGCCUUGAGGACCAGGAGGAACUGAAGCUGUCGAACAACCUCCACGUGAACGUCAACGCCGCCUCACAGAGGCCCGGUGACCGCAGCGGACUGACAGACUGCGGUAAGAUACCAUCCAGUGACUCCCAGCCCAAGUCCUCAAAGAUCCCCAACUCAGGGCUGGCCUUUGUGAAUAAAAAGAUGGUGGAGGUGGUCAACAUGUCCGUGUCCUGCGCUCCGACCUGUCUCCCAUUCUCCUCUGUGCUGAGAGACUCCCCGUCCAUCAGCGGAAUGUCCAACCGCCAAGCUACCUCGCCGAUCACCCAUCAGCCCCUGGGCUCCUUUGGUAUCAUAUCCUCGACUUCGUUAAACCUUCUCAACAUGGACGAGGAAACCAAUGAGCGCAUGCUCAAUUUCUACAAGGCCAAAGAGGAGAUGUUCAAGGACCUGAGCUUUCAGGCCAGCUUAUACAGUGACCUUCCUCUCCUAGCGUCUGAUCUGCCCUAUUUCCCCCCCGAGGAGGACGACGAGGAAUUCGAAGACGGCAUACACCUCGUCGUGUGUGUCCACGGCCUGGAUGGAAACAGCGCAGACCUGCGGCUGGUGAAGACUUUUAUUGAGUUAGGCCUGCCGGGAUCUAGACUGGACUUCCUCAUGUCUGAGAGGAACCAGAGCGACACGUUUGCAGAUUUUGACACCAUGACUGACAGGUUGUUGGAUGAGAUCAUCCAGCACAUCCAGCUGUACAAUCUCACCAUAGCGAGGAUAAGCUUCAUCGGCCACUCUCUGGGGAACAUCAUCAUUCGCUCCGUGCUGACGAGGCCUCGGUUUCGCUGCUAUCUGCCCAGGAUGCACACUUUCCUCUCGCUGUCGGGUCCACACUUGGGAACGCUCUACAACAGCAGCACGUUGGUCAGCACGGGUCUCUGGUUAAUGCAGAAGCUAAAGAAAUCUGGAUCUUUGCUGCAGCUCACCUUCAGAGAUCACGUGGAUCCACGGAAAACGUUCCUCUAUCUCCUGAGUCAAAAACCAGGGCUCCAGUUCUUUAAGAACGUGGUGCUGGUGGCGUCUCCCCAGGACCGCUACGUUCCCUUCCACUCAGCAAGAAUAGAGAUGUGCAGAACGGCUCUGAGAGACAGAAGCACAGGACCCGUGUACACCGAGAUGAUCAACAGCCUUCUCCAGCCGCUCAUAGACGCCAAAGGAUGUCAGCUCAUCCGCCAGAAUGUGUUCCACGCGCUGCCCAACACGGCCAACACCCUGAUUGGCCGCGCCGCCCACAUCGCCGUCCUGGACUCCGAGCUGUUCCUGGAGAAGUUUUUUUUAGUAGCAGGACUAAACUACUUUAAAUGAAGGUGCUGGUCCUGCAGGCUAACGGGACAGGAGUCGAUAUGGAGCUAGCGUUAUCCGUAACCUUGUACAGUACAUAAUGAUGUAUAUAAUCCCACUAACGCAAGGGGCGAGUACUGCAUUAGUCGGGAGAUAUAGCAGCUAUUAAAAGGGUCACCAUGUACGUAUUGUAACCGUCUGUAAAUGAACUCAAGUCUAGGUAUUACAUGUAGCCGUGCGAAACAAAGCAUUUGACGUUGGGAUUGGCUGUAAAUGUUUUUUUUGGCCUUAUUUUCUCUUAGCAAAACAACUUACUAACGUCUCCCAAAGUAAGCAUUAGCCUCUCAGCUUCGAUGGUUGCUAGAAGCUCACUCAAGGUAUCCCAUUGAUUCCACACCGUCCUUCAGACCGAGGCGACGGACGCACGGCAUUUAUCGUUUCGACUGUACACGAUGUCACUACAAACAGAACACGUCCUUUUAUAUAGAGAAACGAUAUCGUUUGAAGUUAUUUAUUUUUUAUCUGCGAACGUAUCUACAGUGUAGGUAUUCAAUAUAUAUGUGAUGUCUGCGUGUUAUCCCUCAAACACAUCAGUGAGAAGAAUUGUAAUACACCGAGUACGGCACAGUUAAUGUACGUCGCCCGUUAGCCUAAAGCUUACGACUAUUAGCUGAAGGGGUUUUUUUUUUUGUUAGCCAUUAUUGCACACAGCUUUAGGGAGAGCAGUUGUAGCUUCUUCCUUCUUCUUCACGUCCACAUCCGGUGCAACAAACUACUGGUUUUAUUGUAUAAUUUAUUCAGCCAAAGUAUUGUUAUUUUGUGCCAAUGAAGUGGCAGUCGUUACAUCACCAGGGACUGUGUAUUAUAUUAAGUAACACAUCGACUUUGUGACUCAGUAUUAGAGAGCGUUUUAUUCGCUAAAUCAGCCGUCCGACUUUUCACCCGUCAAAACGUUUGAGACUUAUAUUUUGUUCCAUGACUCACUGACACGACAGCAGAGCGUUUUCAUUAACAUAUAAUGAAAAAAAAAAAACAUGCCCAUUCUUUUGGCACAGGCAUCGAUAUUUAGUCGUUAAUUAUCGCAUAGCACUUUAAAAUAUAUUUAUUUAUUCAUCUAUUUUAAUAGUGCGGUGAAUCAGGGUGACGUUACACUGGGUCCACUGCCGGUAACUCUCUCACAUUCUGGCCAUUGUAGCAAACCUGUUGUGUAAAUGACUUGUUUACUCCACCGACGACAUGAGUGUCGCUUUCAAACGUUUCUUUUUCUCUUUCGCCGAGAAAUACUUUCUCAUCGUCGUGCCGUCUAUCGGAAAUGUUUACUUUCUGGCAUCAGAGUACUGUUAUGACACACGUGACUGAGCGUCUGCUGUAUAUGCAGUUUGUACCUCCAGAGACCUAUAUUUAACCUUUGCACUGGUUUUGACGGCAAAUGCACUUUACCCACCUCCAGUCGGCCUCCGUUACGUUCGUCGAGCACCCCCCCCCCGGUCCAACGCGUUUUUUCGUCUCCUCUGUGCGUCUGCGGGCUGCCCCUUUGGUAAGCGCUGACCGCACCUGUCUCUCUGGCCAUUCAGGCAUUGUACGGCCUUGAAAGCGGGCUGUCUCGCAGAACCAGCAAUCGCACCACGGAGCGCUCUCCUCUCUAUAGAAACCGCCGCAAUGGAAGUGCACGGUAAGCAGAGUGUCACAGUGAUUGACUUUCAUCAAACACCCCCCCUCUGUAGGGCAGCUGGGGAAGGUUCACACAUUGUUCCUCAAACACACACACACACACACACACACACACAGUUUGUUUGCUUUUGCUUCUCACUGUACAUACAGAGUCAUGUGUGUUUACAGGAUUUAGUCGGUCGAGAUUCUCAGAUUGAGAUUCAAGGGCAAACAGAGGUGGAUUCCUUUCUAAGUUACAGUAUGCAUUAACGACGCGGUCGUAACCGGGGCGAUGACGGGUGCAAUCCAUACGUGCUAUAGAUCUGUGCAAGCGCCGCCAUCCUUCACAACCAGCUGACUUGAACCUUUUUUUUUUUUUUUUUGUAUUUGAUUGCCCUUUACUGCAAGCAAACACACUGACGUGUGUGUGUGUGCGCGUGUAACAUAACGUGUAAAACGUCCGAUCGUGUCUGAUCAUGACAGAAACAUGGAGUUCAUCCUGUGAUUCAUUGGCUGAAUGUACAGUAAAUAAUACUUCCUUUGUGCCAAUACUAAUAUUUUUCUAUGUACUCCUUUACUCGCUUGUGUUCUAUGUAUGUGAAUUUAUGAAUAGAAUAUAUGUAAAUAUAUAUAUAUAUAUACAUAUAUGUACAUAUAUGUGUAUAUAUAUAUAAGGCAAAAUCAUUAUAACAAA